Plasmodium vivax (malaria parasite P. vivax) is the source of this 917-nucleotide messenger RNA. RefSeq names its product vacuolar ATP synthase subunit G, putative. Gene Ontology annotation, cellular component: vacuolar proton-transporting V-type ATPase complex. The coding region runs from base 483 to 848 and encodes 121 amino acids. Gene Ontology annotation, biological process: proton transmembrane transport. The transcript has 4 exons. Lineage: Eukaryota; Apicomplexa; Aconoidasida; Haemosporida; Plasmodiidae. The record is from RefSeq and is a predicted model, not a curated record. Gene Ontology annotation, molecular function: proton-transporting ATPase activity, rotational mechanism.
GCACAUUUUAAAAUGUAUAUUUAGGGAGCCUUACCGGGAUUCAACUCUUUUGAGCAGCAUAGCAGCAUUUCGCGGCAUCCUUUGGCCAUUUUGACCAGUUGGCCAUUUUGACCGCUUAACCGCUUAACCGCCUAACCGCUCCCCCCCCGCGCAAUGUCCACCGCGCUGAACGCCCACGCACUCAACGACCGAAAGCGAGAAAUGCACCAGCGAAGAGGUUGAACCUGCUUGGCGAGUCCAAAAACGGGGCAUCCCUUUGCACAGACAUAUGCAUGUGGGCAUACGUACAGGCAUACGCAUAGGCACACGAAUAGGCAUACCCAUAGGCAUACCCAUAGGCAUACCCAUAGGCAUACCCAUAGGCGAGCUCAUAAAUAUCCUUCUUUGAGGUCUUCCCCCCAAGUGAAAGCCCCCCCUAAGUGCAUACACCAAAAAUACCCCUCGAUAACCUCCCACCCCCUGACUUUUUCCCCCCUCUUUAAAUGGCACAAAACAAAGGGUCCAACCAGCUCAUUCAGCAGCUGCUGAAGGCUGAGGAAGAAGCCGACUUGGUGAUUAAAAAGGCCAAAGAUGUGCGCGCCAAGAUGUUGAAAGAGGCCGAAACGACAGCCACCGAAGAGUUGAAGAUUUUCCGGGCAAAGGAGAAGGAGCGCCUGAACAAGGGGCACAAGGAGAAAACCACCGCGGAAGACGAAGCCGUAACCCUAAUUGAGCAGAACACCAAGGAAGAAAUAAAAAAGUACAAGGAGCUCUUUAAAAAGAACAAAGAGCAAGUGGCCCAAUUUGUGUUUGAUAAAGUGUUCACCGUGGAUUUGACCAUUCCAGACUGCACCCAGAAGUCGCUUUAGGGUAGCCAAGCCCUGACCCGCUAAUUGGCCACCACCUGUCUGUACCUCCAUUGGAGGGGGAGGUGCUUA